Molecule: messenger RNA, 423 nt
Organism: Knipowitschia caucasica
Lineage: Eukaryota; Metazoa; Chordata; Actinopteri; Gobiiformes; Gobiidae
Source: the annotation of a GenBank genome assembly
AUGGAACAAACUGAGCGGGAUUAUAUCUGUGCAGCUCCACUCAGCUGUGAACGCUCAGGGCCAGAACCGAGACCGGAGCGCCAGUCCGAGCGUCAGUCCGAACCUCAGUCCGAGCCUCAGUCCGAGCCUCAGUCCGAACCUCAGUCCGAGCCUCAGUCCGAGCCUCAGUCCGAGCCUCAGUCCGAGCAUCAGUCCGAGCGUCAGUCCGAGCCUCAGUCCGAGCCUCAGUCCGAGCCUCAGUCCGAGCCUCAGUCCGAGCCUCAGUCCGAGCAUCAGUCCGAGCGUCAGUCCGAGCGUCAGUCCGAGCCUCAGUCCGAGCCUCAGUCCGAGCGUCAGUCCGAGCCCCAAUCCGAGCCUCAGUCCGAGCGUCAGUCCGUCCUCAGACGUCACAAAACAAGAGACAAACCCAAAAACUAUGUGUGA